GGAGCGGCCAUGGGGGAGCAGGCGGAGGCGGCAGUGAUCACACCAGCUAUGCUGAAGGAGGAGGAGCAGCUGGAGGCGGAGGGGCUGGAGAAGGAGCGGCAGAUGCUGGAAAGGGCUCGCACUUCCUGGGAGAGGGAGUCAAGUGAAAUACGCUAUAAGAGGCUUCAACAUUUGCUUGAAAAAAGCAACAUCUAUUCCAAAUUCUUGCUAACCAAAAUGGAACAGCAGCAGUUGGAGGAACAGAGGAGGAAAGAGAAGUUAGAAAGAAAGAGAGAGUUGAUGUUAAAAUCUGCCAAGAGUCAAAAUCCAGUUGAUGGUGCAGAGAAGUCAGGUGCAAAAAAGAAGAGGGGGAGAGAAGAUGGGACAUACAACAUCUCAGAAAUUAUGUCCAAGGAGGAGAUAUUGUCAGUGGCAAAAAAAAGUAAAGUGGAAAAUGAGGAUGAAAGCUCUCCUAACAACCUAUGUCCAGAAGACCUGCAGAAAAAUGGGGACUCAAAUAGUGUCAUUAAGGAUAGAUUGUGUCAAGCUGUGCGACACAGCGCCAAGCAAUUCCUUGAUCCUAUACGGAAAUUUAAUGGACAACCGGUGCCUUUUCAGCAGCCAAAGAUUUUUACCGGAGGUGUAAUGAGGUGGUACCAAGUGGAAGGCAUGGAGUGGCUAAGGAUGCUUUGGGAAAAUGGUAUCAAUGGCAUUUUAGCUGAUGAAAUGGGCUUGGGGAAGACUAUUCAGUGUAUUGCCACAAUAGCACUGAUGGUGGAGCGAGGAGUGCCUGGUCCAUUCUUAGUAUGUGGUCCUUUGUCUACUCUUCCAAACUGGAUGUCUGAAUUCAAGAGAUUUACUCCAGAGAUUCCACUAAUGCUUUAUCAUGGAACUCAGCAGGAACGUCGUAAACUGGUUCGUAAAAUUCACGGACGACAAGGCUCACUGCAAAUCCAUCCUGUGGUCAUUACUUCCUUUGAAAUAGCGAUGCGAGACAGAAAUGCCUUGCAGCACUGCUUCUGGAAGUACCUGAUAGUAGAUGAAGGUCACAGGAUUAAAAACAUGAACUGCCGCCUUAUCAGAGAAUUGAAACGAUUUAAUGCAGACAAUAAACUCCUGUUAACUGGUACUCCACUGCAAAACAACUUGGCAGAGCUUUGGUCUUUGCUUAACUUCCUGUUGCCAGAUGUGUUUGAUGAUUUGAAAAGCUUUGAAUCUUGGUUUGAUAUUACCACCAUUACAGAAACUGCUGAAGAUAUUAUUGCUAAAGAAAGGGAGCAGAACAUCUUGCAUAUGCUGCAUCAGAUUCUCACACCGUUCUUAUUGAGAAGAUUGAAAUCUGAUGUUGCUCUUGAGGUUCCUCCUAAACGAGAAGUGGUGGUAUAUGCGCCCCUAGCAAAGAAGCAAGAAACUUUCUACACUGCCAUUGUAAACCGCACCAUUAGGAAACUGCUUGGAAAUAACGAGGAAGAAGUAGUUGAGUUGAGUCCUACAGGCCGACCAAAACGCCGUAGUCGAAAGGUGGUUGAUUAUUGUGAAGAACAUAAUGGUUCACCUGAUGACUUAGAAAAACUGAUCAGUAAAGUGCAAGAGGAAGUAGAAAAAGAGAGGCCUGUGGUAGAUGUAGGCGUUCCCAUGGAUUCAGAGGUGAACCUUAAACUGCAGAAUGUUAUGAUGUUACUGAGGAAGUGUUGCAAUCACCCCUAUCUUAUUGAAUAUCCGUUGGACCCUGCCACACAACAAUUUAAGAUUGAUGAAGAUUUAGUAAAGAAUUCAGGGAAGCUUCUGCUUUUGGACCGGAUGCUUCCAGAGCUGAAAAAGAGAGGACAUAAGGUGUUGCUGUUCUCUCAGAUGACUAUGAUGCUUGACAUUUUGAUGGAUUACUGCUAUCUGAGAGACUUCAAAUUUAGUCGUUUGGAUGGCACUAUGUCUUAUUCAGAGAGAGAAGAAAAUAUGCAUCAGUUCAAUACUGACUCUGAAGUCUUCCUGUUCUUAGUGAGCACAAGAGCUGGAGGCCUGGGCAUUAACUUAACUGCAGCAGACACAGUUAUCAUCUACGAUAGCGACUGGAACCCCCAGUCAGACUUGCAGGCCCAAGACAGGUGUCAUAGAAUUGGCCAGACAAAGCCGGUUGUUGUUUAUCGUCUUGUGACAGCAAAUACUGUUGACCAGAAGAUUGUGGAAAGAGCUGCUGCCAAGAGGAAGCUGGAGAAGCUGAUUAUCCACAAAAAUCAGUUUAAAGGUGGCAAAUCUGGUCUAGCACAGUCAAAGAGCUGCCUGGACCCUCAGGAAUUAAUAGAAUUAUUGAAAUCCAGAGACUAUGAGAGGGAGGUUAAAGGAUCUAAAGAAAAAGUAAUCAGUGAUAAAGAUCUAGAGUUACUCUUGGACAGAAGUGAUCUUAUUGAUCAAAUGAAGACCUCUGAAAAUACGAAAAUGGAAAAAACGGGUGUUUUCAGGGUCCUAGAAGAAUCGUCAGAUUCCAAGGCAGAAUGUGUGUUUUAAUGUGCAAACAUAGCUUUUACAGGACAAACCUAUGUCUGACAUCAAAUCCUCAGAGGUGUUACUUG
This is a messenger RNA of Indicator indicator, 2546 nucleotides long. It is a transcript of the gene HELLS, whose product is annotated as helicase, lymphoid specific. The record is from RefSeq and is a predicted model, not a curated record. NCBI's taxonomy places the organism in Eukaryota, Metazoa, Chordata, Aves, Piciformes, Indicatoridae. Gene Ontology annotation, biological process: pericentric heterochromatin formation; lymphocyte proliferation; DNA methylation-dependent constitutive heterochromatin formation. The transcript is spliced from 21 exons. Gene Ontology annotation, molecular function: ATP-dependent chromatin remodeler activity; ATP binding; chromatin binding. The coding region runs from base 10 to 2481 and encodes 823 amino acids. Gene Ontology annotation, cellular component: nucleus; pericentric heterochromatin.